GCCUGAGGGGCUGGGUCCCCUUGUCUUCCUCCAGAUCCUGGGGGGUUUGCUUCACCUACGGCACCUGGUUUGGGCUGGAAGCUCUCGCCUGCAUGGGGCACACUUACCGAGAAGGGGCCGCCUGUGUGGAAGUCUCCCAGGCCUGCAGCUUCCUGCUGUCCCGGCAGAUGGCGGACGGAGGCUGGGGGGAGGACUUUGAGUCCUGCAAGCAGCGGCGCUAUGUGCAGAGCACCCAGUCUGAGAUCCACAGCACCUGCUGGGCCCUUAUGGGGCUGAUGGCUGUCAGGCACCCUGGCCUGGCGGCCCUGGAGAGAGGAGUCAGAUGUCUGCUGGACAGACAGCUCCCCAAUGGCAACUGGCCCCAGCACAGCAACAGUGGGGUCUUCAAUAAGUCCUGUGCAAUCAACUACGACAACUACAGGAACAUCUUCCCCAUCUGGACCCUUGGCCGCUUCUCCUGCCUGCACCCUGAGAGCGUCCUCGCUGGCUGCCCCUGAGAGCACAUGUGGGUGCCUGGCCAGUAUGGGGCUGCCACACGUGUGCCAUGCUAGGCCAGGCCGCCCACUUGCAGACAGCAGACCUUCAGGGCCGUGAUGCAUGGGCACAUGCUCAUAAGCGUGUGUACACUGGACACCUGCCAGCUUCUAGGGUCCACCUGGCCUGCUUCGAACUCUGCUGCCCCAGGGACAGGAAGCCCUCUGGGCCAUGCUUGAGCGCCCAGAGAGCUGACGGCUCACAAGGGUGGGGUCUGCACACAUUGGGUAGAGGGCAGAGACCCCACCAGAGCCUGCAGACUCCACACAGGGCGAUUGGCCCAAUAUCCCUGGGGCCCCGCAUUCUGCCUGUUCCUAGGAUGUCUGAACAUCCUGUCCAGGCCUUAAAGCAUGCUGGUCCCUCUGCCAGGCCACCCUCCAAAGGGGUCUGGGCACCUUGCCCUCUUCUCAUGGCCCUAUCUGUUCCCUGGUGCUCACCUGUCGUGGAGCUGGCCACGUGCCGUGGUGGGUGGGAGGCCCCAGCAUGCAGCUGGGGCUGUCUCUUUAAGGGUGACCUCACAAGGCUGCAGAAGGCAGGCAGCUGGAACUCGGGGCCUGGGCUGCCCCCCAUGUGUGUGGCUUGGACUUCCACCCCCAUGGGGCCAGAGGCCCAGGCAUGAGCCCUGAGCAUGGCCAUGGUGGAGGGCAGCGAGCUGAUGAGCCGGCUCGUGAGCAAGAAUGCCGACCUGAAGAAGCAGGUGUGCCUCAUGAAGGAGAACCAGAUGCUGAAGUGCCUGCUCAGUCAGGAGACCUGCCAGGACCACAGCCACCUCCUUCCUAGGGCGCCUGCCCACCUGGAGGACCGCUCCCCCGGGAGCACAGUUCCGGACUUUGCAGGGCUCGCCAGCAUCCCUGAGGCGUCCUCCCAGCUGCUGCCAUCCUCCCCAGAGGACCUGCUGUGCUCGCACGCACCCCUCUCCAGGGAGGAUGAAGCCUCCCAGGUGCCCUUCAAGGUUUUCCUCAGCAACCCUGAGCUGCAUGUGCCCCGCAGCCCCGACAGGAGGCUCUUCCCAUAGCUGAGCCCCUGGCAGGACUCGCUGAUGGACAAGACCCUGCUGGAGCCCAGGGAGAUGGUCCGACCCAAGGAGGUGUGCUUCUCGGAGAGCAGCCUGCGCACUGGGGACAGGACCAGGAGCAGCUACUACCUGAAUGAGAUCCAGAGCUUCACCAGUGCCGAGAAGGACGGCUCCGUUGGGGAGAUCGCCUUCCAGCUGGACUGGCACAUCCUGGCCUACGUCUUCCCGGGGGUAACCCGGCUGUAUGGCCUCACCAUCUCCAACAUCCCUGAGAAGAUCAGGCAGACGUCCAUCAAAUCCCUGGACGGCUCCGUGGACGAGAAGCAGCUGCUGUACCUGGAGAAGCGGGGCUACAACCGUGACGUGCACCCGGUGUUUGGCGAGCCCCUCAUCAACACCUCCGGCACCCUCCAGCUGUGGCCGCGCUGCACGAGCUGGUCGGCGGCGGUGUCCCCUGCAAUAAACGUUUUGUUCCCAGCCCAGGGCCGCAUGCGCCUGAAUCCCGCCCGCGGGGAAGGUCCGCGCGCCCGCCAGCACCCGGUGCAGGUGCCUCUCUGGACCUGCUGCGUCCCCAGGCGCCCCUGCCACUGCGCACAGCUGUGGUACUGCCGCACUUUAUUAAAAUCAUGUUUACUUGUCUGCCUUUCGCUGUGGCUCUUUGAGGUCGCAGAGAGCACUGGGACCUUCCCCAUCACCCUCUGA
Messenger RNA from Manis javanica (Malayan pangolin), 2251 nucleotides. It is a transcript of the gene SPATC1L, whose product is annotated as spermatogenesis and centriole associated 1 like. Gene Ontology annotation, cellular component: centrosome; sperm head-tail coupling apparatus. The record is from RefSeq and is a predicted model, not a curated record. Gene Ontology annotation, molecular function: protein kinase A regulatory subunit binding. NCBI's taxonomy places the organism in Eukaryota, Metazoa, Chordata, Mammalia, Pholidota, Manidae. Gene Ontology annotation, biological process: spermatogenesis.